AUGCACAGCACAGACAGGUUAAGGGGAUCAAUCACCAAAGUCACAUGCCAUGAUCCUCUCCUUCCUUUGGGAGUAUUAUUUUGUCUCCUUCCACCAAUGUUGCUAAAAUCCACCAAAAAAUGUCUCUAGUCCAUUAUACCAUCCUCGUGGCACUUCUUGUCAUCUCCGCCAAUGCAGUCUCUCCUCCAGAGAAGUUGAAACCCAAACAAACCGUCCCUGCUUCUCCUCCACCUCCCACAAUCUCUGCUACCGCCAAAGCUUUCACCGACGCGCACAACAAAGCCAGAGCCAUGGUAGGUGUCUCGCCGCUAGUAUGGAGCCAGACGCUGGAGGCGGCCGCGAACCGGCUGGCUCGUUACCAGAGGAACCAGAAGAAAUGCGAGUUUGCGAGUCUAAACCCUGGGAAAUACGGCGCGAACCAGCUUUGGGCCAAAGGUUUGGCCGUGACGCCGACUCUUGCGGUGGAGACAUGGGUGAAGGAGAAACCUUUCUACGACUACAAGUCGGACAAGUGUGCCCCGAACCACACGUGUGGUGUCUAUAAACAAGUCGUGUGGAGAGACUCAAAGGAGCUAGGCUGUGCUCAAGCCAUGUGUACUAAAGAGUCAACGGUUUUAACCAUUUGUUUCUAUAAUCCCCCGGGGAAUAUAAUUGGUCAAAAGCCAUACUAGAAAGAAAAAAAUGUAUUAAUUAGUUACUAGUGUCUAAUUUUCAUGUCAAAAAAAAAAAACAACCGAGUAUUAUGAUUUGAUCUGAAUGAUAGUAUUUAAAUGCGACCGUUGUAUGAUCAAUCAUGUGCAAGCUCUGAAUUACAAUGGGAUAUUUUUAAUGACAA
This is a messenger RNA of Brassica rapa (field mustard), 835 nucleotides long. Its product is annotated as STS14 protein. The record is from RefSeq and is a predicted model, not a curated record. NCBI's taxonomy places the organism in Eukaryota, Viridiplantae, Streptophyta, Magnoliopsida, Brassicales, Brassicaceae.